AUGUCACAUUCAGGUGCAGCUAUUUUUAAAAAAGUUUCAGGUAUGAUCACCGUCGAUGAAGAUGCCUCACCAGCAACUUUGAUAUGGAGAUCAACAGACGGUGACAAAAUACAUAAAGUUAGUCUAAACGCAGUGGAUAAGUUACAAGCCACUCCUUCAACUUCGGAUAAAAUGAUGUUGAGAUUGGUUCUUAAGGAAGACCCAAACAAAAAACGAAAAACAAAUGGUGGGGACGGCGCUCCAGUAAAAGGGCCUGUUACUACUUUCCAAUUUAACAAUAGAAUUGUUAUGGAUAACAUUAAAAAUACUUUGCAAACUAUUAUUUCAAGGUACAAAGAUAACGAAUUAUAUCGAGAAAAGUUGAAACAAAAGGAAAAUUUUAUUCCAAAGAUACAAACACCACUAAUUGAUACUGCCCAAUUAGACGAUUCUUUGUCAACUUCAAACUUGCUAUCUAAUCUGGAAUUGCAACAGACUCUUUUGAAGCACAAUAAGGGUUUGUUCAAGAAAUUUCAAGAGACCGUUAUUAAUUCCUCAUUGCCACCGAAAGAAUUUUGGUCGACUAGAAUACCUGAAUUGAGAGCGUUUGCUUUAACUACAUCACAAAAAUUAGGUCCGUACAACGUCUUGUCCACUAUAAAGCCAGUGGCAAGCAGUGACAACAAAGUUAAUGUUAGUGUAUCUAGAGAUAAAAUUUUAACAAUUUUGCAUAAUUAUCCAAUCGUGAAAAAGGCGUUUGACGAUAGUGUUCCUAAAAACUUUUCUGAACAGGAGUUUUGGGCCAGGUUUUUCAGUAGUAAACUUUUCCGUAAAUUAAGAGGUGAAAGAAUUAUGGCAAAUGACAGAGGUGAUAUUAUAUUGGAUCGAUAUUUAAAGUUGGAUCAGGAGUUUGAUACAAAAGACGACAAAUUAUUAAUCAGACCAGUUCGUAAAACCAUAGAUUUGGAGGGGAAUUUCCAAGAUGAUCCAGAGUUGUUGGGGAAUACGCCUGAUUUCACAAUGAAGUCAGGUGUAGAUAUCAAUGGUCGUGGUGAUGGUGUUGUUGAUAUAUUGAGAGGGAUGAAUAGACUAAGUGAGAAAAUGAUAAAAUCUCUAGAAACUGAAUAUUCCAGGCCUAUCAGCGCCACUGCGCAACACACUUCCAAAGAUGAUGGUGGUGUAGACGAGGCUGAUAUAGGACUGAUACGAGAUUUAGAAGAGGUACCGCGUAUAGAAUACUCUGAAAUACAUUUAAAACAGAAGCAUAAGCCUGUAGAAAAUCUGAAUGAGGUAAAUGACACUGAAAGUUAUGAGGUGGUUCUUAAACAUGUAUCGAAAGUACAAGAUAUUUUGUCAACGAAAUUGGAUUUAACAAAAGUUGGUGAUGAAAAUUGUGAUGAAGCUAACCGUAGGAUUGUUAAUGCCAUUAAAAUUAAUGCCAAACAAUACCAAAGUGUUGAUGUCCAAGAAAACCUUACAGCUACAUAUGAUAUUCCAACAGAUUUACUUGAAAGUUGUAGAAUAUUGAAUGAUACUUGUUGUGAGUUCCUGAAACACUUUUAUAUACAUUAUCAGAGUGGGAAUCCCAAGGAGUCAAAUAUAGUACGUAGGAUGUAUGAAGAUUUACAAAAAUGUUUGAAGAAACUAGAAAAGAUUGUCAAAUUGGAUGAGAACUGUUCCAAGUAUUUAGCUUCCAUAAUCGAAACUCUUCAUUUCACUAUUAAUAAGUAUGAAACAAGUUAA
Messenger RNA from Saccharomycodes ludwigii, 1722 nucleotides. It is a transcript of the gene TFB1, whose product is annotated as TFIIH/NER complex subunit TFB1. The coding region runs from base 1 to 1722 and encodes 573 amino acids. NCBI's taxonomy places the organism in Eukaryota, Fungi, Ascomycota, Saccharomycetes, Saccharomycodales, Saccharomycodaceae. The transcript has a single exon. Gene Ontology annotation, cellular component: transcription factor TFIIH core complex; transcription factor TFIIH holo complex. The record is from RefSeq and is a predicted model, not a curated record. Gene Ontology annotation, biological process: transcription by RNA polymerase I; transcription by RNA polymerase II; nucleotide-excision repair.